Trichechus manatus latirostris (Florida manatee) is the source of this 3604-nucleotide messenger RNA. It is a transcript of the gene CPEB2, whose product is annotated as cytoplasmic polyadenylation element binding protein 2. The transcript has 12 exons. NCBI's taxonomy places the organism in Eukaryota, Metazoa, Chordata, Mammalia, Sirenia, Trichechidae. Gene Ontology annotation, biological process: negative regulation of cytoplasmic translation. Gene Ontology annotation, molecular function: translation factor activity, RNA binding; ribosome binding; mRNA 3'-UTR binding. Gene Ontology annotation, cellular component: synapse; neuron projection; nucleus. The coding region runs from base 267 to 2870 and encodes 867 amino acids. The record is from RefSeq and is a predicted model, not a curated record.
GCUGACGCACGUUCCGGGGUUCUUAAGCGACGAGGGUGGCGGCGGCGGUGGCGGCGGCGGCAGGGUCCCAUCGGGUUUCAGGAGGCGGCAGAGACCGCCGUCAGGGGUGGCGGGCCGAAGUCGGUCCUCCCUCGGUUCAGUCACGGUGUCCUUGUCUCACUGACUUCUCCCUCCUUCCACCACGGCCGCGCCACCCCAGAUCCAGCGGCUUCCUAAGCGGGGCAGGGGCCAGGGCGCGUUUUCUCCCGCGGCCGCCGUCCUGAUAAAUGAGGGACUUCGGGUUCGGGGUGCUGCAGACCGCCCAGCUCCGCAGCAGCAGCCCCGGGACCCCAUUCAGCGGCGGGGCGUACCGCCCCUACGCCGCAGGGCCUGCCGCGGCCACCGCCCCGCUGCCCUCCGCCACGCCCUUCGGCCGGCUCUCGCCGCCGCCGUUGCCUGUCACCGGCUUCUCGGAGGCCGCCUCCCCCUUCUCCAUCCCCCUCGGCUGCGAUCGGGCAGGCAGCUCGCUCGCUUCCUCUUCCUCCUCGUUCCCGGUGCAUCAGCCGACCAUGCAGGAUGAGCUGCUGCUGGGCCUGACACAGCAGCCGGCGCGGCCGCUCUCUGGGGCGGCGGCCGCGGAGAAACUCCCCAACCACCACCCCGGCGGCGGCACGAACGCGGGUGUGACCCACCUCCUCCCCUCCCAGGACUUCAAACCGAGUCUGUACCACCCCUCCUCCGCCUCCGCCUCCCCCUGCUGCUGUUGCCGCACCUCCUCCCCGCAGGACUUUACUAAGCAGCAGCAGCAGCAGCUGAGCAGCCAGAAGAGGAAAGAGUUCAGCCCCCCCCGCCUUCCCCACCCUCCGGACUCGAAGCCGCCGCCGCUCCACUGCCCCUGCCGGUUCAGCCCGCCACCGCCGCCCGGGCCACUCCUCCACUCGGCGCAGCUCGCCCAGCGCCAGCAGCAGCAGCACAAGCCGCCGCCGCCGUUCAGCCUCCCGCAACCGCAGCACCUCCCACCGCAGGACUUCGCCCCGCGGCAGCGCCUGGCCGACCUGCCCCCGCUCCCGCAGCUCACGCCCUCGCCGCCUACAGCCCAGCGGCGCCGCCACGGAGGCGCGGGCAGCCCUCGCAAGACCCCGGCCGCGGGCGAGGGCAGCGCCGCUGAGCCCCCCAAUGUGGACUUGGCCGCCUCGACGCCGCCGGUGAACCCCGCGCCGGGCUCCAUGGAGUCCCCCAACCACCCUCUACUCAACAGUCCCAGUAACCUCCUGCCCGGCGGGGCGCUCGGCGCGGGCGCCUUCAGCAGCCUGCAGAGCCCGGACCUUGGCGGCGGCGGCGGCUUCGGCGGCCCCUUCUCUGCGGCCGCGGUGCCCCCGCCGCCCGCCAUGAAUUUACCUCAGCAGCAGCCCCCGCCGUCCGCGGCGCCGCAGCAGCCGCAGAGCCGAAGGUCGCCCGUCAGCCCGCAGCUCCAGCAGCAGCACCAGGCGGCGGCAGCCGCCUUUCUGCAGCAGAGGAACUCCUACAACCACCACCAGCCUCUUCUGAAACAAUCUCCUUGGAGCAACCAUCAGAGCAGUGGCUGGGGCACUGGAAGUAUGUCCUGGGGAGCAAUGCAUGGCAGAGAUCAUCGUAGAACUGGGAACAUGGGGAUUCCAGGAACUAUGAAUCAGAUAUCUCCAUUGAAGAAACCAUUUUCUGGUAAUGUCAUAGCACCACCGAAAUUUACUCGCUCUACUCCAUCACUGACUCCAAAAUCUUGGAUUGAAGAUAAUGUGUUCAGAACAGACAACAAUAGUAAUACACUCUUACCCUUACAGGAUCGAAGUAGAAUGUAUGACAGUUUGAAUAUGCACUCUUUGGAAAAUUCCCUUAUUGAUAUUAUGAGAGCAGAGCAUGAUCCUCUUAAGGGUCGAUUGAGCUAUCCACAUCCAGGGACUGACAAUCUGUUGAUGUUAAAUGCAAGGAGUUAUGGGCGAAGACGAGGUCGUUCUUCCCUCUUUCCGAUAGAUGAUGGCUUACUGGAUGAUGGUCAUAGUGAUCAAGUUGGUGUUUUAAAUUCACCCACAUGUUAUUCAGCUCAUCAAAAUGGAGAGCGAAUAGAGCGCUUCUCUCGAAAAGUUUUUGUUGGUGGUCUUCCUCCAGAUAUUGAUGAAGAUGAGAUAACAGCUAGCUUCAGAAGAUUUGGGCCUUUGGUAGUAGACUGGCCUCAUAAAGCAGAAAGCAAGUCUUAUUUUCCACCAAAAGGCUAUGCAUUCCUUCUCUUUCAAGAAGAGAGUUCAGUUCAGGCACUAAUUGAUGCUUGUAUUGAAGAAGAUGGAAAGCUCUAUCUAUGUGUUUCCAGCCCUACUAUCAAAGACAAGCCAGUUCAGAUCCGUCCUUGGAAUUUAAGUGACAGUGAUUUUGUGAUGGAUGGUUCUCAGCCUUUGGAUCCCCGAAAAACAAUUUUUGUUGGAGGUGUUCCUAGACCAUUAAGGGCUGUGGAACUUGCUAUGAUAAUGGACCGGCUGUAUGGUGGAGUUUGUUACGCAGGAAUUGAUACAGAUCCUGAGCUAAAAUACCCAAAAGGUGCUGGACGAGUUGCUUUCUCUAAUCAACAGAGCUAUAUUGCUGCCAUUAGUGCUCGGUUUGUUCAACUUCAGCACGGUGAUAUUGAUAAACGUGUGGAGGUAAAGCCAUAUGUGCUAGAUGACCAGAUGUGUGAUGAAUGCCAGGGCGCACGCUGUGGUGGGAAAUUUGCUCCUUUCUUUUGUGCCAAUGUCACUUGCCUGCAGUAUUACUGUGAGUUUUGUUGGGCAAAUAUCCACUCUCGUGCAGGACGUGAGUUCCAUAAGCCAUUGGUAAAGGAAGGUGCUGAUCGCCCACGUCAGAUCCACUUCCGCUGGAACUAAGAAUAGCAAACUGGCGUCUGUUUAAGGAGAGAAAGGGUGCAUGUGGCUUACUAUGUUUGAAGAUACUGACCUGCAGAAGAAAUAAGUGCAUUCUUCUGCUUUUCACCCCAGCUAUGAAUACAUGCAUCUUUAUCAGCAGCCAAAACACUACAAGCCUCUUGUUUUUCACCAAAACCCUACAUCUCAGGCUUACUGAUUUUUGCGAUAUUUUCAUGUUAAAAUAAAAUGUUUUUUUGUAUUUUCUCCAAGUUAUUUUUAUAUAUAAAGUGAAAAUUAGAUAUGAGAAUGUUUUGCGCAGGGGCAACACAGUUUGCUGCUAUAUAGUGGGUGAAGCGUGCACUUAUUUCUAAACAUGGGUUUUUAACUUCAAGAUCUGCCCCAGUAAUUUACCAAAGGUAGCAAAAUAAUAGUGAAGAUGGAAUAUGUCUGCUACAAAUGCUUAUUUUUAUUGUUGCUAUUUUCAGUGUAUACAUAAACUAAAAAUUAGGGUUGAUUUUUUGCUCUCCAUUUUGACUUGCAAGAAAUAAUACCUCAAGAUAAUCUGAUUUAUUAGCUAUUUUUAAACAUUUUUAAUCACAAGCUGUAUUAGCUUUGCUGCUAUAUAGGUGUUAUGUGUAAAUGCCACCUAUUAAUACGGGAUUGAAAACGUUAGAGACACACUGCAUUGCAGAUAAAAUGCAGGCAGCACAAUAUGGCCUAAACUGCCAUAGUUUUAGAAUGUGAAAAAAAAAAAA